AACAGCCAUCAAUUGGGCUCCCUUUAGCAGAUCCGACCCAAAAGUGGCCCAAUCUUACAGCUAUCCUACAAUUUGAGCUUUCCAAAACCCCCCCGACGGCUCGACCUCCGCACUCAUCUUCCUCUGAUUUAUUAGGGUUUCUAACAUCUGAAUAAUUUUCCCAAAACUCGACAUCUCAGAGCUCCACUUUUGUUCAAUCGAAUUUCCGGUAAACGAAAGCAAAGAUGAGGCCGAUAUUGAUGAAAGGGCACGAGAGGCCACUCACUUUUCUCAAGUAUAACAGGGAUGGUGACCUUCUCUUCUCUUGCGCCAAAGAUCACACUCCUACUGUGUGGUUCGCAGACAACGGCGAACGAUUGGGCACAUAUCGUGGUCACAAUGGUGCCGUAUGGUGCUGCGAUGUUUCGAGAGAUUCAACACGAUUGAUUACCGGGAGUGCCGAUCAAUCAGCCAAACUUUGGGAUGUUCAGACCGGAACACAGCUUUUCACAUUCAAUUUCGAUUCCCCUGCUAGAGCUGUAGAUUUUUCCGUUGGUGAUAAGCUUGCUGUUAUCACCACCGACCCUUUUAUGGGAUUAACUUCUGCUAUCCACGUUAAACGCAUUUCUUCUGAUCCUGCUGACCAGGUUGGUGAAUCUGUACUCGUACUUAAGGGUCCUCAAGGUAGGAUCAAUAGAGCUGUUUGGGGACCUCUGAACAAGACAAUCAUUAGUGCUGGUGAAGAUGCUGUGGUUCGAAUUUGGGAUACAGAGACAGGAAAACUGCUGCAAGAAAAUGACAAGGAUAUUGGUCACAAAAAGACAAUUACUUCACUUGCAAAAUCUACUGAUGGUUCACAUUUUCUCACUGGAUCCCUUGAUAAGUCAGCUAAGCUUUGGGACAGCAGAUCAUUGACAUUGAUCAAGACAUAUGUUACUGAACGUCCAGUCAAUGCAGUUGCAAUGUCUCCACUGCUUAACCAUGUGGUGCUUGGAGGUGGUCAGGAUGCAUCUGCUGUUACCACAACUGAUCAUCGUGCUGGUAAAUUUGAAGCCAAAUUUUAUGACAAGGUUCUACAAGAAGAGAUUGGAGGGGUUAAAGGGCAUUUUGGUCCAAUAAAUGCUUUGGCUUUCAAUCCUGAUGGGAAAAGUUUUUCAAGUGGUGGUGAAGAUGGUUAUGUGAGGCUGCAUCACUUUGAUCCUGACUACUUCAAGAUUCCAUCAAUUUGAUAAAAAAAAAAAAAGAAAUAUCAAGAUUUGCUUUUAAAUCAUUAAAAACAUCUUUGGGUUUUGUAGUAGAGUUGAGAUUGUGGUGAGGUAUGUUAUCACUUGGAUGUAAUUCGAGCAAGAGUAUUAUUGAAAGAUUAUUUGGAUUUGAUUCAGUUUUGAGGAUAUGCAUAUUUUAGAAGGGGCUAUUAUAUCAUUAAAAAAACCCGGCCCAUCUGGUUCUAGAAGGUCCGGAUACAAAGAUUCCGGAUCUUAUCUGAUAAAUGUGGCAUCUGAUUGUAUAAAAAUUUUCGUUCUUUGAAAUCAGACAAAAUUAACAGAUAAGAUUUCAGAAGAAGGUACUAAGUUCGGAUGCUCAUUCCUACUUGAAAUGGGGAUAGAGAAUGGAGGCUAUAAAUAAUUCAAAGAGAUUUACUUCUAGUACGUAAAGAAUGUAAUACAAAUAUUUUGAUCAAAUGCAAAUGAGAUGG
Lactuca saligna is the source of this 1675-nucleotide messenger RNA. Lineage: Eukaryota; Viridiplantae; Streptophyta; Magnoliopsida; Asterales; Asteraceae. The record is from the annotation of a GenBank genome assembly.